Mercenaria mercenaria is the source of this 831-nucleotide messenger RNA. Its product is annotated as 5-hydroxyisourate hydrolase-like. Gene Ontology annotation, biological process: purine nucleobase metabolic process. The record is from RefSeq and is a predicted model, not a curated record. The transcript is spliced from 4 exons. Lineage: Eukaryota; Metazoa; Mollusca; Bivalvia; Venerida; Veneridae. Gene Ontology annotation, molecular function: hydroxyisourate hydrolase activity. The coding region runs from base 16 to 555 and encodes 179 amino acids.
AGCAGAUCUGUAGGUAUGUCACUCUGUGGCGGUGUAUGUAUAUCAGAGAAAGCUGACCACAACAUGGACGAUACAUGCAGUGAGAAAGAGACAAUAGUGAGGUUAAGAGAUGCCGGAACUGACAAUAUAGCAACGGAUAAGAACAGGAACGGGGAUGUGGGUGUUGGUAAGGACAGGAUGAAGACAUUCGUCAAACAUUUGACAAUGGCGAGUGCAGUUCCUCCCCUAACAACACACAUUUUAGAUACAGCAACUGGUGUACCUGCUGCCAAUGUUCCAAUGGUGUUGUCAAGACAGAAGUCUGAUGGACAGUUUGAUGAAUUGGAAAGGGGGUCUACAAAUAAUGAUGGUAGAGGAGGGUUUCUAAAGGGAGGUAACUGGCAGCCAGGUGUAUAUAAACUAUAUUUCAACACAGAUGCUUAUUUCAAACAGCAGAAUACCACUGGCUUUUAUCCAUAUGUUGAGGUUGUAUUUAGAAUAGUAGAUCCAAACCAGCAUUACCAUGUACCAUUGUUGCUGGCUCCAUACGGAUACAGUACCUACAGGGGUAGCUGAGCUUGGUUUGAGGUCGUGUGACUAGCUCUGUGAUAUUCAGAAAAUAAACUAUAACCAGACAGACAGAGUUGUGUGUGUGUAAAGUGUUAAGCCUAAAAAUGGAGAAAAAUAUAUUCCCUCAAAUGUCACAGUUUUACAUAGUUAAGUAUACAGAAUCAGUGUUCACAAUCAUCUGUACAGUUAUAUUUAUUGUGUGCAUGUUGAGAUUAAAGGCACAACAACUGGCAACAUUUCUCUAGAUAGGUAUUAGCCAGUAUUGUUGUGUAACUAAAUGAA